UUUCGCUCUGUUUUCACUUUGAAGUCCACGUACACUCCUCCCCUGUCUCUCUAAUCGCUACAUAGGUUUAGCAGAAUUAGCUCCAUCUUCUUCAAAGAAAUGGCGUCCAAAACCCUAAUUCGAACUGGAGCUUCCCUAAUGAACCGGAUCUUAUCCAAACCAUUGCUACACCCGAACCCGAAUUCGAAUCACCAGAUUGUAUCUCACGGCCUCGAAAUCACUCCCAAGCUAUUCCCAUCUCUUUCAAACUUCGACACCUCCUUCCGUUUGCCCCAAAACGACGCCGAAUCGCUGAAACGGGUCUCCUAUGAAGGGCUCGUGUACCCUUUUGGCCUCCCUUAUCUCCCGUUCUUCUUACCUGACGGAGAUGAUUCUUCAUCAUCAGAGCCAAUGCUAUUAUUUCCAAAGCGGACGUUCCAGCCUAGUACCAUCCGACGCAAGAGGAACCAUGGAUUUUUUGCUCGCAAGGCAACCAAGGGUGGACGGAGAGUAAUUGCUAGAAGAAUAGCGAAGGGUCGAUCAAGAGUUACAGCUUAGCAUCUCUUUCUCUGGCCUAGUCUUGCCUUGGAACCUAGUCUAGAAGCUUUACCUUGGAUCAUGGUAAUGUUUGUUCUUUUUGUAGUUGCUUAGCCUUGUUGUACUGAGGCUUCUUAGCUGGUAACAGAAUUUGUUCGAUGACAUUUUCUUCUCGCAACCUUGAGGGUUCCAGCUAUUAAAUCACGUUCCAUGUAUUUAUGCUUGUCAGAAAUUUCUUGUUACCUCAUAUUUUCAUAAUGUUUUGAGUUUAAUAGUUGGCAUUUU
Molecule: messenger RNA, 801 nt
Organism: Prunus persica (peach)
Lineage: Eukaryota; Viridiplantae; Streptophyta; Magnoliopsida; Rosales; Rosaceae
Exons: 3
Coding region: 100-537 (145 amino acids)
Biological process (GO): translation
Cellular component (GO): mitochondrial large ribosomal subunit; ribosome
Molecular function (GO): structural constituent of ribosome
Source: RefSeq, a predicted model, not a curated record